UGAAACGAAAAUAGCCGUAAAAAGGUCAUCUCUAAAAAAAAGUGCAAAAUCCGUGCCAAAACCGAGUUAUUUGUAGCUUAAACGAACGACUAAACAGUCCACAAAGUGACGCGAGUGCUAAUUACAUGAAAAAUCCACUAAAAAUGUACGAAAAAAUGGAAAAUUCUGAACACUUGUAGUUUUCAAUAAAAUUACAAAGAAAAAAAGUUUCUACCAUAAUUUGUUCCGUACAUGCACGCCGUGUGUGUGUCGCAACGUCUACGUGAGAAAAUAAAUAAAACAAGCUGAGCAACAAAAAAAAACCCAAAGUGAAUAAAGAUACAACAGAAAUAAAGUGAAGAGCAAUACGAAGGACAUUGAUUGCCUUUAAAACAAAAGAAAAAAACAAAGAAAAAAGAGAAAAAAAGUGUUCGCGUUGAAAAAAACGUAAACAGAAAAAUUUCCAAGCAAAGUCAAAUGAUCUGCGAAUUGAGCACCGAAGCUAAAACAACGCAAUACAGACAAAGACAAUUCAAGAACAGACUAAUCAUUCACCCGAAAACCAUGUUCAGAAUACUGAGAGCGGUAAAGAGUCCCAAAAUGGUCAAAUAUUCACCGAGACUGAGAUGUUGCGCUGCCGCUAGUCCGAGUCACCUCUUGAACUUUUAAAUUUAACACGCAAGCACGCACGAUAUUCUCCCAAGAAGAAUAAAGCAAAAGUGUAUUUUGUUGCAUAAGUGAUAUCUCUAUUCUUUUGUGUUAUUAAGUGUUUGAUUAUCACACCUCUUACACUUAAGACGAAAAGUGCAUCGUUACUUUGCAGAUAUAUAACUAUUCGCAGAAAUUGUUCAAAUAUCGACAGAAAAUCAAAAAUCUAAAAAAAAAUCGCGUCCCUUUCUCCCAUUCUUAACAAAAAAAAAAAAAUAAAUUUACAAAAAUGAAACUUCUCGAAAGCUCCAAAUUCGAAGCCCUCAACUCGGCAUUGUCCUUCCAAACGGGCGACACUUCCAUGUUUGCCCGCAUCGAAAGUUACAGCUGCAAGAUGGCUGGCAACGACAAGCAAUUGUACAAGCGGUUCACGUCCGAAUCGUCGCCGAAUGACUUGGAAGCGCUUUCGCCGCCGCAAACGCUGAUGGAUUUGUCGCCGCAUCUCGCGCGCUCCAGCUUAUCCGGCGAUGAGGGCGUCACGCUAUGUGACACAAUUUCCCGGAAGACGUUGUUCUACUUGAUUACGACGCUGAAUCAGGCAUUUGAGCCUGAUUAUGACUUUUCCGAGGCGAAGAGUCAUGAGUUCAGCAAGGAACCUUCCCUGGACUGGGUCAUGCGUUCCAUCGAUGGGAACUUGUCGGCCGUUGCCUGCGAGCAGUUUAAUCAGUUGCGCAAUGCGUUGUGGUCCACAAUCAACGAGGAAAUUGCAUUGAAAGAUUGCGACAUCUACAGCUACAAUCCGGACAUGAGCUCGGAUCCGUACAGCGAGCCCGGUUGCUUGUGGUCCUUCAACUAUUUCUUCUACAACAAGAAAAUGAAGCGGAUUGUCUUCUUCACGUGCAAGGCACUAAAUCCCGCCUAUGUUGACAGCUCCAACAGCGACUUCGACAUGGACGAAGAAGGAUGCUACUAGAUGCGAUCUAUGCUCGUGGCUUGUCUUUGCAUCAAUGUACGUAACUUGACAACGCAGCCGCUUCAAUCAUAUUAUCGUUCGUAUAAGAAAUAAGCAGAAUUGUCAGCGACAUUCUUAACUUUCAUUCAAAAUAUUAAUUAUUAUAGCAAAUAUUACAAAAAAAAUGACAAAAAAUCACAAAAAAAAAAUAUUAGAUUGUAAAGUUUUUUCCCCCAAACACAUAAAUACGAUUUGAACAAUUUUUACAUAUAAUAUAUAUCUACUUUUGCAAAUUGUAACUUUAGAAAGGCGUGUGAGAGACGCGACGUGAGAAUUUCUAGAGUUUACACAAUUUGCGCGAUGCCGGCAAUCCAGAUCUGUUGAUUUUUUUUUCUAUAAAUAUGUCUAAGGUACCUUUAGUGAAAUAAGUGAAUGUUAGAAUCAUAAAGAAAAAAGCAAAAUUUCUCCUCUCACGAUGUCGAUAAAGACAAAGAAAAGUUAAAAAUGAAAUAAGAGUCUUUUAUAAAGUCUCCCAUUGAAAUUUAUGAAAAAUAAAUGAAAAAAUAUUCCCAUAGUGAGGGCAGAACAGAAUGAGAAAAUUAUCAGGAGCUUGAUAAAAAUAAUAAAUUAUUGAAUUCAAUAAUUAUUCUGUACGAGAAACAGAAGAGGAGAAACUUUUAGCUUAAAAAUUGAAAGCCUAAACAAAAAAAAUGUGAAAAAGGCAAAAAAAUGAAGUGAAAAAACAAAACUAGUGAUAGGAUGUAGUAGAUUUAAGAUUUUUUUCAUUAUCUUUAUUCAUACUACAUUAUAGCUUGUAUCAGUUUAGGAAGCGUUAUCAUAAAAAAGAAACAGGAAAACAAUAGAAAUUAAACAAAAAUUCUUAGAGGUUUCAAAGUUUUUGAUUUAAGGAAUUUUACUUGUAAAAAUUUACAUGUCAAAAUUUCUAAACCAAAAAUUUUAAGCUUUUAUAGAAUUUUUGGUAUUGAAA
Molecule: messenger RNA, 2567 nt
Organism: Culicoides brevitarsis
Lineage: Eukaryota; Metazoa; Arthropoda; Insecta; Diptera; Ceratopogonidae
Gene: Maf1
Product: repressor of RNA polymerase III transcription MAF1 homolog
Exons: 3
Coding region: 917-1600 (227 amino acids)
Biological process (GO): negative regulation of transcription by RNA polymerase III
Cellular component (GO): nucleus
Molecular function (GO): RNA polymerase III core binding
Source: RefSeq, a predicted model, not a curated record